AUGGGAAUGUGCAACUCAAUGCCCGCUAUCCUCAAGGACUCCGCUGCCUCCACGUGGCUCUCUGUUGCCGUCGACGACAGCAAAAUGUACGUGACAGAUAAAAACACCAGUUUAACCUACACGUUCGAUCCAGAUUCCAAGACGUGUUGUGGACCGUACGAUCUGUGUCCCGACGCGACGGUGUUCGGCGUCGUGACGGGAUUUGCUAAUGGCCGCUUUAUUUUAGUGGAGGCUGUCGGAAUCGCGGUGAAUUUGAAAACCGUAAAAAUGUGGGAAGUGAACGGGGUGUCGCUUGAGUGCAAAAAGUUGAUCGGGGAGAUGCCGCCGGUGAUGGUGGAGAAGCUGAAGGGUGAGACCGACUCCACGGGCACGGUUUCGAUGAGCUGCACGAGAGAUAUGGUGUGCCUGCAUAACACUUGGCCGCGGGAGGAGUUGAUCCUCUGCGAGCUUGUCGAUGGCGGGUGCAGGCGGGGGAGCGUACGGAAUGCGGUUGUGAACGACGGCACCCGAAUGCAGAAGUUGGUGGUGACGUGUUCGAAUGUUGGUCUACCGGAUUUGCAUAAAGCCGAACAACUUAGAGCGCUGAAAGUGGUUUGA
This is a messenger RNA of Malus domestica (apple), 597 nucleotides long. RefSeq names its product F-box/kelch-repeat protein At1g23390-like. The record is from RefSeq and is a predicted model, not a curated record. Lineage: Eukaryota; Viridiplantae; Streptophyta; Magnoliopsida; Rosales; Rosaceae.